Drosophila albomicans is the source of this 437-nucleotide messenger RNA. RefSeq names its product dynein light chain roadblock-type 2. The transcript is spliced from 2 exons. The coding region runs from base 51 to 434 and encodes 127 amino acids. Gene Ontology annotation, biological process: microtubule-based movement. Lineage: Eukaryota; Metazoa; Arthropoda; Insecta; Diptera; Drosophilidae. Gene Ontology annotation, molecular function: dynein intermediate chain binding. Gene Ontology annotation, cellular component: centrosome; cytoplasmic dynein complex; cytoplasm. The record is from RefSeq and is a predicted model, not a curated record.
UAUGUUUGACCCAUAAACCCAUCUAACAACCGUUGCUAUAGAAACUUUCCAUGGCGAUUUCAAAAGUAAAUCGAAUGACAAAAAAUAACCGACUUUUUAGUGAAAACAUGUUCCAGAGCCCCCCAGAAAAACCACGUCGAACUAUUCGUUAUGUGGAAGAAGCGUUCAGACAGAUCCAACAAAAGAAAAAUAUACGCGACAUAGUUAUUAUUAAUGAACGUGGACAUCCAGUAAAAAGCACAAUGGAACACGAAGAUGCAGUUAAAUUUGUUGGUUACUUUCAAGAGAUUCGAGGCAGAUUGGAGAGAGGCAUGGAGAAAAUUGAUCCCACCGAUGAACUGCUAAUGAUAAGAGUACGCACGAAAUUUCACGAAGUAUUAUUAAGUCCCGAUUCCAAAAUAACUUAUAUUGUCGUGCAAAAUGCAGAAAAAUAAAAA